Cynoglossus semilaevis (tongue sole) is the source of this 7929-nucleotide messenger RNA. It is a transcript of the gene svila, whose product is annotated as supervillin a. Gene Ontology annotation, cellular component: actin cytoskeleton; cytoplasm. Gene Ontology annotation, biological process: actin polymerization or depolymerization; actin filament severing; barbed-end actin filament capping. Lineage: Eukaryota; Metazoa; Chordata; Actinopteri; Pleuronectiformes; Cynoglossidae. The transcript is spliced from 39 exons. The record is from RefSeq and is a predicted model, not a curated record. Gene Ontology annotation, molecular function: actin filament binding; phosphatidylinositol-4,5-bisphosphate binding. Bases 452 to 7282 code for a protein of 2276 amino acids.
UCCUCUCUGUGCCUCUGUCGCUCCUUCUGUUGCAUGCUCACUCAUCUGUCUGUAGCAGGGAUGGAGCCUACAGUAGUUUGCAAAUAAGCUUAACCCGGUUGAGCAGCUUUAAGUUGUGCAGGUUGUCGUAGUGAGCAGUGGUUAAUGCCUUGUGGUUUAGGAGGAACCAGAGAGGAGUGGAUGUGAGAGGGGGCAGAGCUGCAGCUACCAUCUCACCACUCCUCUCUUUGCCUACCAGAAACACCUCUGCUUGCUCCGUCACUGCGGCUGGGACCUCUCUAUCCUUCUCUCUACCUGCCUCUCUUUCUCCCCUUCCUCCUCUGCCUCCCUCACAUUUCCUGACUCUCUGAAUCACUGUCAGACGUUUCUUUUUGUUUUGUUGCUGCAUCAUUCUUUCAGCAGCACCUUUUUUUUUUUUCAUCUCACCCUCUGCACCGGUGUUGCUGCCAAAAUGUACGGGAACACUUGGAUCUCGAAUUACCUGAAUCAUGUCAACUUUUGCAGCCAAGGACUUGUGAGUGAGCCCCCUAUAAAACAAAGCAAUCCCAGAUUUCUGCAGAGGAGAGCUUUGAGUUUCCAGAAAGAAUUUUCCUACGACGAAUUAGACGACCCAGCAAAAAAUACUAAAGAUAUCGAUGCCAGUUUGUUGGGAAAUCUCCCUAAAGUCUCUGAAUUAAGAAAACGUUUCGAAGGCAUCACCACAAGCAGAAGCAACUUGGAAAUGAACAGAAAAGAGCGUAUCGCCAGGCGGUUGGAGGGUAUAGAGGGCGACAUGCAUCCGUCACUUAUGCCAAGCUUGGUGGCCAACCGGCUGUUAGAGGAGGAUACACCUCGAUACACAAGGGCUAAUGACCCCUGUGAACCCUUUGGUGUAACAGUCCAGAGAUUUGGUGUUGAUGAAAUAGAAAGCCCAGAGAUGCAGCUGACUGCACUGGAGCAGCAGCCAAGACGGCCGGACCCUCAGCCGCCCGUCCCCACAGAUGCUUCAUACAGUUCAGGCUCCCACAUUACUGGCCAAGUGAUGGAGUCCAAGGCUGAGCGCAUUGCCCGCUACAAAGCAGAGCGCCGCCGUCAACUGGCUGAACGCUACGGCAUCUCCUUGGAUCAUGAGCCAGACUUGGACCAUUCGGCUCGCUACACCCGUGCCCGUAAAGAGUCAGAGCCGCCACUGAAUUCUCACGCCAGCACCUCUGUCACGAGCCCAAGGCCUGCUCGCACGGCACCACAGCACGACCUCCCCGACCCCACGUACGAGAGGGGUCUAUCCAAAGCAGACUCCUUCUCAGAGAGAGAGAGGCUGAUGAACCUGGAGAAUCAACGCAGAGCUGCGCCUCCUGAACCAGAGUCCUCCUCGUACUUGGAUGUCACCUCAUCUCCCAGGGCUCCUGCUAGGGACUAUACGGUCUCUGGAAUGCCACCUAGUUCCCCCAAGCUGAGCAGGCACCAUUCUCUGUCUUCACCCAAGCACGGGGCGUCUCCUGGAGACCUCUUCAUCGAGCAGCAAGCACACAGUAUCCUGAACAGACAAGGUGAGAAGACAUUAGUGAACACUGAUUGGUUUCUCCACACUGAUGCUGAGGGCGACACCAACACACUUAUCAACUGGCCUUCAAGAAUCAGAGUUAGGGACAGGAUCGCCAGGGAGGAGGGCCGCCAUCGAAGUCGAGAGCCAGGACACGUCACGGAGGCUCCAGCGUAUCGUAGACAAGCUCAACACCAGUCUCAGACCGCUGCACACUUCAGUGCAGACCCGGAAGACCCCCCACUGACUGUUGCCUAUUCCCACCAUCCUACCCAGACUCAGCUUAGCCGAUUAGAGCACACAGGGGAACAGGAUGUUGUGGGAUACCCCAGUUACCUCUCCAUGGCCACAGGUCCUACAGCCAGAGGCUCACAGCAGCAGCAGGUUGGAGAGGAACAGAUUGACACAGAGGAUGUGAAAACAGAGGGUCUUCUGAAAAGCAGAAGGGCAGUGCUGCCUUCAGAGAUCCGCCGUAGGGAGAGGAGCACGGAAGAUCCCCGAAGAGGAAGGACAGAAGAAGACUUAGGGGUGUCCAGGGUGCACAGCCUCAGUCAGGCCAGAGAAACUGAGGCAGAGUAUCAUGCAAGAGGAAGACAGAGAGGAAGAGUCAGACGGUACGAAACAGAGCACUCCUCUCAUCUUCAUGCAGUGGAAGACAGGCCCAGAGAUGGGGAGAGCGCCCCCUAUAUGCAUCAAGGGGCAGCUGCAAGUCCUGGCCAGCACAGAACGACACACGCUGCUCCAGGAAGCUCCGCCUCCAACGCGGGCUGCAGUCGAUCUUUGUCAGAUGUUGCGGUUUCACACCCACACCCACAGACCCAGUACCAUGACCCGAAGGCUGAAGGCGUCAGUAACGGAGACAGUCACCAUGACUGCCGGGUGUCUGUGGCUCAGCUGAGACACUCCUACAUGGAGAGCACGACUACGCCUCCAACAAGGCGUAGGAAUGAGCUGGGGAACGGGGGACACUUGGAUUCUGAUGCUCCAUGGAGAGAGGAGAAAAACAGGGGGUGCAGACCUGGGCAGUAUAACUCCCCCGGGGGGAGUAGAAAGACCUCAGAAAGGUUUAGGACUCAGCCCGUUCGCUCUGCUGAACACAUGGAGACAGAUAGGUCCUUUGUGAGUUCAGAAUUUGCUUCAACUGAUGCUGAUGAAGAGAAGCUGGACGAACGCGCCAAGCUGAGUGUUGCAGCCAAGCGCUCUCUCUUCAGGGAACUCGAGAAGAGCAUUGAUGGUGGACCGCCCAAACUGCGAUCCAGAAAUGCAGCUGUGGACAGAAGACUGAGACGGGCGCAAGACCGCUCCAGGACUCAGCCUGUCACCACUGAGGAAGUGGUCAUAGCUGCGACUGUCCCUUAUCAUGUGCCACAAGUGGAAACUGUUCUCACAGCUGUAGCCCGAAACCCUAGUCCCACACUAGUUUACAGCACUGUCCCAGCAGACAGCCUACAGGCGUCCUCGCAGCAGAGCGCCAUCUACAAAGAGAUGGUACAGGAGCCACGCCCUGUUCCGGAAACACAGGAGACUCCUGUCUCUAAGCCAGUGAUUGCCAUGGAAGUAAAGGACAAGAUUGAGGGUCAGGAGGAGCCUGACCUCUGCACUCUUAGUCUGGCAGAGAAGAUGGCACUCUUCAACCGGCUGGCGCAGCCUCCAUCCAGAGUUACCCGCACCAGAGGGGACACACGCCACCGCAGGGCCAACGCUCGCUACCAAACGCAGCCAAUCACAUUGGGCGAUAUGGAGCAGCUUCAGAAUGGCACGGGCUCUCACACACACCUCCAUUCUCCUUCCCCCUCCUCCUCCGCUUUGAGAGCAGGGGGCACUGUGUCCUCGGACCACGCCGGGGACAUCCACAUCACCAGAGCACCAGCCCGGGCGGAGCAUUUUCCCCCCAGCUCUGAAAAACCUCCACACACUAGCCAAACAGAGAUUCCAGUCUUCACUUACCUCCAAGAAACCGCUAACCACCAGAAACACAGGAACCUCCCCCCGAGAGAGGAUGAAGUGGAUGUGGGAGGAGGGAAAAGGAAGAUCCCCUCUCCGGACGGGCAGGUCAGGCAGGAGGCUCCGUGCCAGCCCCAGACAGGAAAACAAAGGAGGUGGGAGGAAGAGGAGGUGCAGAUGGUGACACAGCGGCUGUCCAGAGAGAGGAGAGAGGCAGCUGGGCAGAGCCUAGAGAGUCACAUGUGUCUGCAGAGGGAGGAUGGCCACUGCAGCAACAGCCAGAGGAGCACCAGUGGAGAGAUACCGGAGCCAACUGUAGAGCCAACGUCCACAGCCGCAGCUGAUUUCACCAGUGCACUGAGUAAGCCCACAGCAGCGGACACACUCGCAGAGAGCGGGCCGAACACUCAGGCUGAGGAAGGUGAAGAACUGAGCAAGAUGAUGUCGGCCAGACACAUGUCCAUCAGAGAAAGAGUAGCCCUAUUGAAGAAGAGCGGCGAGGACGACUGGAGGAACAGGAUUAAUAAGAAACAGGAAGCGGUGAGCGCCGCUCUCAGCGAGCAGGAAGCUCAGCUGUGGGAUCUGGAGCAGAGCUUAAAGAAGAAGGACCUGGACACAGGGAUGAUGAUCGAUGAGCUGGCUGUGUCUGACCAGCUGUGGAAACUGGCUGAGGCUGAGAUGGAGAUAGACCAGGGGAUCGAGGCCCACAUGUCCAUCCAGGAGAGGAAGCAGCUGAUUGUGUCCCAGGAAGAGGCCUGGAAGAUCAAAGGUCACAGAGCUGCCAACGACUCCACCCAAUUCACCGUUGCUGCGCGCAUGGUGAAAAAAGGUCUGGCCUCACCCACUGCCCUACAGUCUGUAGUGCCAUCAAAACCUAAACACAACAGCCCUGCAAUGUGCAAACCACAGGAAGAGAUUAAGGCCAUACCAGAUCUGAACCUGGAGUCGGACAAAAAGCUUGAUCAGUUGGAGUCAUUUCUUGGCAAACUCAACAGUAAAGGGUCUGGACUUCCAGAGGCCACCAUUACAGUGACACAGAAAAAGGUGAAAGAAGUAAUGACUCUUGAAGAUGAAACCUUUACUAAGUUCUUCAGCCAAGUGGAGGAGCUCCCCGCAGCCAAAACCACAGUGGACAUAGAUGAAGAUUUCGAUGCCAUAUUCGGUCCACAGGUGCCAAAGCUGACGUCGGAGAUGGAACAACACAAGAGAGCUGUGCGCCCGGCCAGAAACGUGCAGGCCUCCAGGAACCCUCUGAAGAUGCUCGCUGCCAGAGAGGACAUCAGACACGAGUACACGGAGCAGAGGCUCAACGUGGGUUUGCUGGAGAGCAAGAGGAUGAAGGCUGAGAAAAUGAAUAAGAGCUCUGGUCUGUCUGAAGUGGCUCUGGCCGGUCUGGCCAGCAAAGAGAACUUCAGCAAUGUCAACCUGCGCAGUGUCAACAUCUCUGAACAAAUGUCCAACAACUGUGCCGUACCUUACAAGAAGCUUAUGCUCCUGCAGGUCAAAGGCCGAAGGCAUGUCCAGACCAGGCUAGUGGAACCCAGAGUUUCCUCCCUGAACAGCGGGGAUUGUUUCCUGCUCAUAGCACCGCACCACUGUUUCAUCUGGACCGGAGAGUUCGCCAACAUCAUUGAAAGAAACAAGGCGUCAGAGUUGGCCAAUUUCAUCCAGAGCAAAAAAGACUUGGGUUGCCGUGCAGACUAUGUCCAGUUUAUUGAUGAAGGUGUCAGCACAAACUUCCACUCCUUCAGAGAGUUCUGGCAGAUCCUGGGAGGGCAGUCCAGUUAUCAGUCUGCAGGAUCGCCAGAUGAAGAUGAGCUGUACGAAAGUGCCAUCGUAGAGACAAACUGCAUCUACCGCCUCAUGGAGGACAAACUGGUGCCAGACGACGACUACUGGGCCAAAAUGCCUCGGUGUUCUUUGCUCAAACCCAAGGAGGUGUUAGUGUUUGACUUUGGCAGUGAGAUGUACAUAUGGCACGGAAAGGAAGUGACACUGGCACAAAGAAAAGUGGCCUUACAGCUCGCCAAACACCUGUGGAACGGCACCUUCGACUACACCAACUGUGAUAUCAACCCCCUUGACCCCGGAGAGUGUAACCCACUCAUACCCAAGAAGGGCCAGGGUCGACCCGACUGGGCAGUGUUCGGCAGACUGACCCAACACAAUGAAACCACUCUGUUCAAAGAAAAAUUUCUGGACUGGAGUGACUCCAGAAAAACAACCAGUCCGUCAAAAAACAACAACAACAACAUCACCGAGCUAAAGGAUUCUUCCACCUUCGGCCAUCCCCGUGCGUACAGUGCCUCCCUCAUGCUGCCGGUUCAUCAGCGUCCCGUCUGCUCCAUACUGGACGGGCUCAACGUGGGCCGGGGCUACGGUCUGGUGGAGGCGGACGAUUGGAGAAGUUAUGAGAUCAGCACCUUGGCUGUGGAGGUGUGGCACAUCCUGGAGUUUGACUACAGCCGCCUGCCGCGGCAGAGCAUCGGUCAGUUCCAUGAAGGCGACACAUACGUGGUGAAAUGGAAGUACAUGGUCAGCACUGCAGUGGGAAGGAGACAGAACCCAGAGCAGAUAAAGACUGCAGGGCCUGGGAAGGAGAAAUGCUGCUACUUCUUCUGGCAGGGUCGCAACUCCACUGUGAGUGAGAAAGGAACUUCAGCACUGAUGACGGUGGAGCUGGACGAGGAGAGAGGAGCACAGGUGCAGGUGCUGCAGGGGAAGGAACCUCCGUGCUUCCUGCAGUGCUUUAAAGGAGGGAUGGUGGUGCACUCAGGGAAAAGAGAGGAGGAGGAGGAAAACUCCAGGAACGACUGGCAUCUCUACUGUGUGCUCGGUGAGGUGGAGGUGGAGGGCCACCUGCUGGAAGUGCUGUGUCACUGCAGCAGCCUGCGCUCCAGAGUCUCCAUGGUGCUGCUGAGCGUCAGCCAAGCCAUCAUCUAUCUGUGGCACGGGUGCAAGUCUCAGACACAGACGCGCUCUGUGGCUCGCACCGCAGCCAAUAGAAUCAAAGAACAUUGUCCUCUGGAGACAGGUCUCCACAGCAGCAGCAAAGUCGCCAUUCAGGAAUGCGAUGAGGGGGCGGAGCCUGCGGGAUUCUGGGAAGCCCUUGGUCGGAAGGACAGGAAGGCAUACGACUGCAUGCUGCAAGAUCCAGGCAGGUUCAACUUCACACCUCGUCUCUAUCAGCUGAGCAGCAGCUCAGGUGAAUUCACAGCUGUGGAGUUUCUUUAUCCUGCCAAAACCCUGGAGCAGGUCAACUCCAUGCCGUUCCUCCAAGAGGAUCUGUACACAGCCUCUCAACCAGCCCUGUUCCUGGUAGACAACCAUCAUGAAGUGUACCUGUGGCAGGGCUGGUGGCCUCAGGACAGUGAAAGCACCGGCUCCGCCCGCAUCCGCUGGGACAGUGACAGGAAGUGUGCCAUGGAGACAGUGCUGCAGUACUGCAGAGAAAAGAAUGAGAAGAAACCUCCUAAAUCCUAUUUGAUCCACGCUGGUCUGGAGCCACUGACAUUUACAAACAUGUUCCCCAGCUGGGAGCACAGAGAGGACAUUGCUGAGAUCACUGAGAGGGAGGCAGAGGUGUGUAACCAGAUCAUCCUGGUGGAGGACGUCUUGGCCAGGCUCUGUAAAACCACGUAUCCACUGGCUGACCUUCUGGACCGACCUCUUCCUGAGGGAGUGGACCCUCUGCGUCUGGAAGCAUACCUGUCUGAGGAGGACUUCGAGAAAACUCUGCAGAUGACCAGGGAGGAGUAUGGAAGUUUACCUGUCUGGAAACAGGUCAACUUAAAGAAAGCUAAAGGACUUUUCUAACUGAACUGAGCUGAAGGCCAAGAGAGACCACUGAGGCUGGUUUUUUGGGGGGUUUUGUUGACACAUGGUCAGACGGAAUCUGAGGAACUAGUCUGCUGAUCAUCACGUCCUAUAAAGACUAAUGUUAGUAGAAGCACGCGUCAUUCACACACAUUAAAGGUGUUUGUACAAAUGUACAGUACAUACAACUGCUAGUGCCCUUACACUGUCAGCAGUGCAGCCGUCUCUGGGAGCAGGUCUGUCACCCUGCUCGUCACAUUCUGUUGUCCCUGUAUGGUACUGUAUGUUGCUGUGGAACAAAUAAUUUAUAUUUAUAUUGAAAUGAAAUAGGAUUUAAAAACAUAUAAUUACCCAAACUGAAAUAUAAACAAAUAAAAUGUAUAGUGAAUAUGAGGAUGGGGUUGUGUGACAUCACAGAGGCCAUGUCUUUGUUGUGUAGUUUGCCAUUUUUUUAUGAUGCAUUUAGUGUCUUGUGACUUAAGAUUGGAAAAAGAAGAAUAAAGCUUAGAGAGAAGUGUUUGGUUUUUAAACCCUCCAAUGUAUAGUGCCUUGCUCUGUGUACAGUUUCCAUACAGAUUAUUAUAGUCUGCAUUCUGAAGACUUUUGUGAAUUAAAGAUCUAUUAGAGAAAUAAACGUUUGGAACUUU